Triticum aestivum (bread wheat) is the source of this 4409-nucleotide messenger RNA. Its product is annotated as putative receptor protein kinase ZmPK1. Bases 1436 to 3826 code for a protein of 796 amino acids. Gene Ontology annotation, molecular function: ATP binding; protein serine/threonine kinase activity. Gene Ontology annotation, biological process: protein phosphorylation; recognition of pollen. The transcript has a single exon. The record is from RefSeq and is a predicted model, not a curated record. Lineage: Eukaryota; Viridiplantae; Streptophyta; Magnoliopsida; Poales; Poaceae.
CUGAUUCCUGCUUUGCUAAGAUGCCCACUAGGGUAAAGAUGGUGACACAUCGAUGUGGAAAUUAGAGGACAAUGAUGACUGAGUACUUCAGAAAAUAUCAAGCCAGUACGUACUAGCUAGUAGGCCAAGUCAUGCAUGGAGAUACUGUCAAUAACUACUAGUAUCUCCGGUAUUCUAUUCAGUUGCCUAAUGAAAACCAUCAAUCAGUCCGACAAUACGAAGAUAACAAUACUGAAACAACCGCCACCUAACGGACUUUAUCAAACAAUGGCUAUAAGUAAGAAUAGUUCAACACAAACAACAUGUGCAUGGCGUUUAGUUUUCUCAAGGGAAACUCAAAAGCACAAAAGUUUGCGAUAAUCCACCUCUGAGCCCGGGCUCAUAUGAGCCCAGUGAACAGUAACACCGUAAAAAAUAGAAAAAAAUCUAAAAAAUCCGAAUUUUUUUUGCAAGCAAGAUGUGCAUGUGCAUGAUGUUCAUGCAAAAUUUGAUGAAGUCUGGACAUUCUAGGAGCGCGCGCCAAAAAAGACAAAAUCAGGUGUGAACAGUGCUGUUUUCAAAUGUUUCUCACAGUCCUGAUUUUUUUUGCCACGAGCUCAUCGAAUGUCCAAACUUUAUGAAAUUUUGCAUGAACACCAUGCAUUUGACCAUCUUGCAUCACAAAAAAAAACUAUUUUUAACGCCGGUACUGUUCAGAUGAGCCCGGGCACCAAAUCGCCGCUCUCAAAAGUUUGCUAUACAAUGGUUAAUGGUUAAAUAACUAAAACAGGAUACAUAAUUGGUCUUGUGUGAAGAAGAUUAUGAACGCUAAAGUUAAGAUAUACAGAUCGUGCAAAAUCUAAAGCUGCAGCACGUAUGCACCUUGGUUUUACUUGGAAUGAAGACGAAAAACUUUUCCUUUUUUGAACUUAUGAAGACGAAAAACUUGUGUGAACCAGAUAAGGUCGUUGAAGAAAAAAAAGAACCUCAUUGGAGGUCCCAUGAGUAGGUAGGUUUUUGAUUUGACGGAAGACAUUGUUGUAUUAGUAGUGACCACUGUCUACUUAGUUAGCAUUGUCUCACAUUCAAUUAUUAGUUUAACAGUACUAUUUUUGGAUUAUGCAAGUGUGGGCCUAUUAGCCUCUUUCUAUGUCUUAUUUGUAAAUAGUAACUGGCAGUAUCCUUUACGCACAAUGUUCCAUUAGUUGACAUCAUGCCAACCAACCCAAUACCUUAACUAUAGCAAAACAAUGUGUACACUCUGGACCCGCAUGACAAGUUUGUCUUCUCAGUCUAGUUUUCAAUAGUUCAGGUCAGCAUCUAACAUAAUUGGUCUAUGUGCUAAUGCACAUCGUCAUCUAGUUAAAAAGCAAAGCAUUUGGAACUUAAGCUGCCUUACCACUCUCUAAUCUCUGCACAUCCAUACCCAAAGCAGACCUCCCCGGAGAGGAGAAAAAUGGCUGCACUGCUCUUUCUAGCCCUUCUUUCAUCUCUCUCCUUCCACCUUUGCUCUUGCGUUUCUGCUUCCCCAUGGCAGACCAUGACCACCGGCUCAUACAUGAGACCAGAAGACCAUGACAGAAUCUUUCUCCUCUCACCAGACACCACCUUCUCCUGCGGCUUCCAUCGAGUUGGGACAAAUGCUUUCACCUUCUCCAUCUGGUACACCGCCAUGAAAACGGUUGUCUGGACGGCAAAUCCCUACUCCGCAGCAAAUGGCUACUAUUCCCCGGUGAACCUUCACGGCUCCAGAAUAUCGCUGAACCAGGAUGGAAACCUGGUCCUGGCAGAUACAAAUGGCUCCAUGGUAUGGGAAAGCAAGACAUCUUCAGGUAAGCACACAAUUGUUUCCCUGCUCGACACUGGCAACCUUGUAAUCAAUGAUUCGAGCAAUAAAGUCGUAUGGCAGAGCUUUGAUUCACCAACAGACACCUUGCUCCCUUGGCAGAAACUCAAGAAAGACAUAAGGUUAGCCUCUGGUUACCAUCACCUCUACUUUGACAACGACAAUGUCUUGCGCCUGUUGUAUGAUGGCCCAGAUAUUACAAGCAUCUACUGGCCAAGUCCAGAUUACGAUGCACAGAAAAAUGGGCGCAAUAGAUAUAACAGCACCAGGGUCGCAUUUCUGGACGACAAGGGUAAUUUUGUGUCAAGUGAUGGGUUUAAAAUAGUGGCUUCAGAUUCAGGCCCUGGGAUCAAGAGGAGGAUUACAAUUGAUCAUGAUGGCAAUUUUAGAAUGUACAGCUUGGAUGCGUCAGCAAGGAAAUGGGUGGUUACAGGGCAGGCUGUAAUACAGAUGUGCUAUGUGCACGGAUUGUGCGGCAAGAAUGGGCUUUGUGACUACUCAGAAGGCCUUAAAUGUAGAUGUCCUCCAGAAUAUGUGAUGGUUGAUCCAACAGACUGGAACAAGGGAUGCAAACCAACAUUCACAAUUGGCAGCAAUCAACCACAUGAUAACUUUACAUUUGUUAAGCAACCUCAUGCAGACUUCUAUGGCUUUGAUCUGGGUUCUAAUCAAUCCAUCUCAUUUGAAGCAUGUUGGGACAUUUGCCUCAACAGCAGCUCAUGUAUAUCUUUCACAUACAAGGGUGGAGAUGGUUGGUGUUAUACUAAAAACAUACUCUACAACGGUCAGGUGUACCCAUAUUUCCCAGGAGACAACUACAUGAAAGUACCAAAGAGUUUCAAUGGUUCAGCGUCCUCGAUCUCCAAACAGGAAGGCCUAACCUGCAGACCCAGUGGUUCAGAGAUUAUGCUAGGAUCAGCAAAUAUGUAUGGAAUCAAGAAGGACAACAUAAAGUGGAUAUACUUAUAUGUCUUUGGUGCAAUACUGGGAGUUCUAGAGUUGCUUGUCAUUGUGACAGGAUGGUGUCUUUUUUUCAGAAAGAGUAACAUGCCCAAAUCAAUGGAGGAUGGAUACAAGAUGAUAACAAACCAGUUCAGGCGGUUUACAUACCGAGAAUUGAGGGAAGCAACUGGAAAGUUCAAAGAAGAGAUUGGGAGAGGGGGUGCUGGAAUUGUUUACAGAGGAGUACUUGAAGAUAAGAAAAUAGUGGCAGUAAAGAAACUCACAAAUGUCCAACAGGGAGAAGAGGAAUUCUGGGCAGAAGUGACUCUAAUUGGAAGGAUCAAUCACAUAAAUUUGGUCAGGAUGAUGGGAUUUUGCUCAGAAGGGAAAAACAGAUUAUUAGUAUAUGAGUAUGUGGAGAAUGAGUCACUGGACAAGUACCUCUUUGGCGAGAGAAGUACUGAAAGUCUGCUCGAUUGGAACCAAAGGUACAAGAUCGCUGUGGGUGCAGCAAGGGGUCUUGCUUAUCUUCAUCAUGAAUGCCUUGAGUGGAUCGUCCAUUGUGACGUGAAGCCAGAAAACAUACUCCUAACUCGAGAUUUCGGUGCCAAAAUAGCAGACUUUGGACUAGCCAAGCUUGCGAAGCGAGACAGCGCUAGCUUCAAUUUCACCCAUAUGAGAGGCACAAUGGGCUACAUGGCACCAGAAUGGGCAUUGAAUACCCCGAUCAAUGCGAAGGUUGAUGUUUACAGCUACGGUGUUGUGCUUCUGGAGAUUGUGACUGGAGCUAGGGUUUCAAGUGGCAUAAUGGUCGACGGAAGACAAGUGGAGUUUCCAGACUUCAUCCAGGAGGCCAAACAGAUUCUGGCUACUGAGAGGAUCACUGAUCUAGUGGAUCCCAGAUUGAAAGGGAAUUUCGAUCUAGAGCAGGCAACUGCAAUAGUGAGAAUAGCUGUUGCAUGCCUUGGAGGUAGAUGCGAGAGGCCGACAAUGGACGAGAUUCUGAAGGCUCUUAUGUCAUAUGAUGAUGAAGACGACCAUCCUGCCUAUUCAUAUUGACAUUAAAUGCAACUGAUGUAAAUAUUUGAGCUGUGCACACUGUUUGUUGGCUCUGUUGACGUUAUAAGCUAAUAGGCAUAAGUAGAUAAGAUGCAAUAGGUGAAUUGUUGUGUGCAUUGGCAGGAACCUAUUGUAAAAUGGUAGCAGGUUGUUGUGUUUCAAAUCAACAAAUAAACAGCAUGAUGGGCUGAUAUUUCCUUGCAUAACGGCACCGAGUGUUCUUCUCAUAACAGCAAUGCUUUCUUUUUAUCAACAAAUUUGGUGGGAGCAACUCAGUUACUACAUCUCUGUAAACGCUAUCAACAUCGUAAGGUAGGUGGUUUAUUUUCACAAACACCAAAUUUCAUGUCUCUAGUCUCUCCAUUGUGACUGACUACAUGUUUUUUUUUGUUACCACUAUGGUGAUGUCUUCCCCACCGUCACCAGGUCAACUAAUCAAGGGCACUAAUGCUACGGCCAGGCACUAACAUGAGAAUCCAUCCAUUUCUGCAAACAGACACGAAAACUAUAAUAAGUCUGCACAAGAUCAGCUAAAAGUAUUAAGAUAUGCAUAGACUUGGACGGUUGGACCCUAACUAGGAAC